GCUGGAGGAGCUUGAGAGGCAAAUGGCGUGGCUGCUUGUGGAGUACGCGCUGCCUGGCGUGGGGCGGGCGGGAGAGUAUCCGGAGGUGUGCAGGGCGUUGCUGGAGGUAGUGGCAACGGAGCUGCUGCCGAGAAUGGGGGCGUUCGCCGCCGUGGUGGCGAAGCAGACGUGCUACGGCGUGCUCGAGCUGCUGCGAAACCCGUACACCGCGUUUUCGCCAGCGACGAUCGACGCGGCGGUCGCGAUGCUGGAGCAACUGGCGGCGCAGGGACGCGGGCUGGCGAGCGUGCGCUACGACGUGCUGGCGUGUCUUCUGAAGGUGGCACAGCGGCUGCACAAGUACGAGGUGCGCGACGCGGACGAGGUGCGAGCGAAAAUCGCCCGCUUUGUUUUGCAGCUCGAGCUGACACAACAAGAAAGAGACCGCGUACAAAAAUUUCUUCUCCAAACGACACAGUGAAGACAAGACGGAUGCCCAAGUUUCUGACGCAAUCGCGCGACGCGCUGCGGGAGAAGUACGUGGAGAUCAACCGGCGCGAGAAGAGCCGGCUGGUGGAUGCGAUGCGGCACAAGGCGCAGUCGGAGUGGUCGUACGAGGCCGGCGCGCGCAACGGGGACCGCAACCGGUACAGUGACGUGCUGCCGUUCGAUAAGAACCGGGUGCGGCUGGGCAGCGCAGACAACGACUAUAUCAAUGCGUCGUGGAUCGAGCUGACCUGUGGCGACAGCGUGGGGCGGUACAUAGCGACCCAGGGCCCGACAGCGGCGACGUGGAGGCAUUUCUGGCAGAUGUGCUUUGAGCAGUGUGUGGAGGAGGUGGUGAUUGUGAUGCUGACGCCACUGUUUGAAGGCGGGCGUGAAAAAUGCUACAAGUACUGGUCGGAAAAUGAUUUCCGCGCCGGGGACUGGCUGGUGCUGGAAUUUGGCGGCAUGCGCGAAAGCGAGAGCGGGCAUUUCACGGUGCGGCACUGGACGCUGCGGGAUGAGGCGAGCGGGGCACUGAAGCCGGUGACUCAGUACCAGUUCCACGAGUGGGCGGAUUUCAGCGCGCCCGAGCAGGCGACGUCGCUGGUGGAGCUGAGCAGCAGCGUGCACUCGCACAACACAAGAGACCCGAUUGUGGUGCACUGCUCGGCCGGCGUGGGGCGGUCUGGCACGUUCAUUGCGGUGGACUACUUUCUGCAGCACUGCACAGCGGCGCUGACGGCGCCGGGCACCGACGACGCGCGCGAGGACUUGAUCACGCCGGUGAACAACCACGAAGUGCGGGACCCUGUGCUGGAGAUCGUGCUGGAGCUGCGCAGCCAGCGCGUGCUGAUGGUGCAGCAGUUCGAGCAGUUUGCCUUCAUCUACGACUGUCUGCGGCGGUACUACAUCGGCAGAUACCUCAACAAAACGUGAGCGGAAAAACGAG
Ogataea polymorpha is the source of this 1414-nucleotide messenger RNA. RefSeq lists its product as uncharacterized. The transcript has a single exon. NCBI's taxonomy places the organism in Eukaryota, Fungi, Ascomycota, Pichiomycetes, Pichiales, Pichiaceae. The coding region runs from base 472 to 1401 and encodes 309 amino acids. Gene Ontology annotation, molecular function: protein tyrosine phosphatase activity. Gene Ontology annotation, biological process: protein dephosphorylation. The record is from RefSeq and is a predicted model, not a curated record.